ACCACAAACGAUUCAAUGAAAAGAUCGAUUCACUAUUCCACAGCGCAGAGGAUUGCUGCUGCAUUCGCUUUUACACCAUCUCAUUCAGACACCUGCAUCGCUCUCAUUUUGUGAAACGUCUGCAUAUAUCUUCAUAUAAAAGUGUCGAAGAGGUCAUUUGAAGAUGUUGGCGUGCACUGAGAUGAUCACGAUGUGUCUGCAGUCGGCGAAGCGCGAGCAUCUGCGCUCCACGCAGCAUCAGCACCAGAUGCAGGAUGCGGCUCACGGGCUGUCCAUCUUUCACGACAUUUUCCGUCGGGCUGACAAGAAUGAUGAUGGGAAACUGUCCUUCGAGGAGUUUAAAGCUUACUUCGCAGAUGGGAUUUUAACCACCGAUGAGCUGCGAGAACUUUUCUACUCCAUCGAUGGACGCCAAACAAAUAACCUCGAUACAGGCAAACUCUCAGAUUACUUUUCUCAGCAUCUUGGGGAAUAUCUGGAUGUUCUGUCUGCGUUAGAGAAGCUCAACGUGGCCGUUCUAAAGGCAAUGGACAAGACCAAAGAGGAGUAUCAAGAAUCGUCGGUUCUGGGUCAGUUUGUGACCCGUUUCAUGUUGCGUGAGACAUCUAGUCAGUUGUUGUCUCUCCAGAUGUCACUGCAAUGUGCCAUGGAGGCUGUGGAGGCACAAAGCAGCACCAGCCCGGUGGAGGUUAAAGUCGUGGAUCAUCUGGUGGCGAUGCAGAAGAACAACAGAAGAUGUGGCCGUCGAGUGCAGAAGAACAUGUGUCUGUCUCCCACUGACCCGUACUCGGGCAUUCUCACCACAGGUGUUACUGUAGAUACAGAUGAACACUGGUGUUCUCAAAUCAACAGACUUCAACAACUCAUCGACAAGCUGGAGGGCCAGAGUCCAAAGUUGGAGCCUUUGAGAGAAGAUCCACUGGCCAGCACGUACAAAUCUAACAUUCUGCUGGUUCAGAGGCAGAUGACGGUUCUAGAGAACGAUCUAGAAGAGUUUCAGAAGGCCUUGAAGGGUUACGGCGAUUCCACCUCCAAUCAAAAUGACAAUCUACAUGUAUCUAUUCAGAAGCUGCCAGAGAAAAGCUGUUACAUCAUCUAUGAGUUUUGGCAGGACCGUAUCUCCUGGAUGAGUUAUCUGCAGUCUGACAGCAGUAAGAUGUUCCAGCGUUGUAUUAUAGACAUGCUGGAGGAUCCAGAGGUUGUGUCCACUAUGCUGAUGCCCGCAUCCUGGUGGAUCAUGACAAACAACUAACACCAACAAAAAAUCACUUCACUGAAUCUGAGCCGUAAAACUGAUCCUUAUGUGAAUUAAUAACUGUAAAGAAACGCCCACAAACGUGUUUUAUAGAUCAUGUUCUGCCUGUAUUUGACUUCACCGGCUAACAUGUUAAACAGGGUCGUGCAUUCAGAACGGAUCUCACAAUGCCUUUUUGUUUGAAUUCAGGUUGCGCAGAAUUGUGGGAAAAAAGUAGAAUUGAAAAGGAAUUAAAUUCAAAGAGAUUGACGGGAAUUAAAUUUCCAAAAGCAAUGUGGGUCAGAGUGUUUUGAUGGCUGUGCUGUUUAUUUUUGUUUUUAGUUAAUGAAGUAAUCAUUUUACGUGUAGUGGAACUCGUUUUUUUUGUGUGACUGUUGAAUUUCCUUGGAUUCCGAUUCACUCGAUUCCUUCCUGUCAUUCCAGUUCCAUUUCCUAAUGGUGUGACCAAUUCACAAUCAAACUGAAUGGGGGAAAAAAAGAAACCAGUUUUAAUUUUUUGUGCAGCCGUGAUGUUAACGGGCAUGGUUGUAAUAUUUCUCGCAUGUCUAGAAAAUCAAAGCAUUUUUUUGCUUCAUGCAGUGAAGCAUUAUGAAGUGAUAAAACAAUUCUCUGGGUAAAAUAUUGACUGAAGAAACUUCAAGGCUGUGUAUAUACUUGUGAAUAAUGAGUCAAAUAUGAGCAUCCGUGGAUAGCAUAAGGACUGCUGCAUGCUAAUAGAAGAUGUGCUGCCUGGUGUCAGUCACAGAGGAUUUCAAACAUCAUUUCUGAAAAUGACAUCUGACAUAAUCCAGUCUGUGACUAGAGUAGACUUCAAGGAUAAAACUUCUUGUGUUUAUUUUCACCCUGAUAAGACACUAGUUUGACUUCAUGUUGCUUGAUUCGUGUGAAAAUCGCACUGUAUUGUUUAUGCAUCUGAACCAAAUCUUUUCGUCUUUUGAAUGAAAAUAAAAGUGAAAAUAAGAUUGUG
This is a messenger RNA of Triplophysa rosa, 2222 nucleotides long. It is a transcript of the gene necab3, whose product is annotated as N-terminal EF-hand calcium binding protein 3. The record is from RefSeq and is a predicted model, not a curated record. Gene Ontology annotation, molecular function: calcium ion binding. Bases 164 to 1252 code for a protein of 362 amino acids. The transcript has 13 exons. Gene Ontology annotation, cellular component: Golgi cis cisterna; cytoplasm; endoplasmic reticulum. Gene Ontology annotation, biological process: regulation of amyloid precursor protein biosynthetic process. NCBI's taxonomy places the organism in Eukaryota, Metazoa, Chordata, Actinopteri, Cypriniformes, Nemacheilidae.